UUUCUGAGGGAGAGGUUGGAACAAACCAUCUUCGGCGCAGGGGGUGGUUUCGGACUGUACCACCUCUUCCGUGUUAUGGAUGUGUGAGCGCCGCAGUCGCCGCCUCUCCCGCUGGAUUGUGUGCGGCUCCGUUCCCAGUCAUGGAGCUUUUCCAAGCCAAGGACCAUUAUAUCCUGCAGAGUGGGGACCGGGCCGUGUGGUGCAGCCGCCAGGACGGGGCCCUCAGCAGCCGCCCAGCCACAGACCUGCUUCUGGCCUGGAACCCGAUCUGCCUGGGGCUGGUGGAAGGAAUCAUCGGGAAGGUGCAGCUGCACGCAGACCUCCCCUGGUGGCUUCUACUUAUUCGUCAGAAAUCCUUGAUUGGAGUCCUUCCAGAAGGCCACGAAAUCUACAAAAUCAGUAAGAUUGCUGUCAUCCCAUUGUCAGCCGCCGAACCGCAAGACCUUGAGCUCGAGUUGUGCAAGAAACACCAUUUUGGCAUCAACAAACCGGAGAAGAUCACGCAGUCCCCCGACGACUCCAAGUUCCUCCUCAAGACCCUGACUCAGAUCAAAUCCAAUGUCUCUGCCCCCAAUAAGAAGAAGGGUAAGGAAAAUAAGGAAAAGGAGAAACUUGAACGGCGAUUACUCGAAGAAUUAUUCAAGAUGUUCAUGGACUCGGACUCGUUUUACUAUAGCAAAACCUAUGACUUGACCAACUCUGUGCAGCGUCAGAGCAGAUGUGAGACAACGGGGUUUCCGCUGUGGAAGAGGGUGGAUGAGAGAUUCUUCUGGAAUAGGCACAUGCUGCAGGACCUCAUUGAGCUCCAGGAUGAACAUGGAGGCUUCUGGAUCCUGCCCAUUAUUCAGGGCUUUGUACAGAUUGAGGAACUUGUUGUGAACUAUACCGAGUCUUCAGAUGAUGAGAAGAGCAGCCCUGAGACUCCCCCACAAGAGGCAGCCUGUGUAGAUGAUGUGCACCCCCGAUUCCUGGUGGCUCUUAUUUCCCGCAGGAGCCGACACCGAGCAGGAAUGAGAUAUAAACGUCGAGGGGUUGAUAAAAAUGGAAACGUUGCAAACUACGUGGAAACAGAGCAGUUCAUCCACGUUCACAACCACACAUUGUCCUUUGUCCAAACCCGGGGCUCGGUGCCAGUGUUCUGGAGCCAGGUGGGAUAUCGGUACAAUCCCCGGCCUCGCCUCGACAAAGGGGAGGUUGAGACCAAUCUGUACUUCUGCUUACACUUCAACAUGGAGCUGGAGGUCUACAAGAAGCAGGUCCUCAUUAACUUAGUGGACCAGACUGGCCGUGAGAAAAUUAUUGGGGAUGCCUACAUGAAGCAAGUCCUGAUGUUUAACUCUCCCAACCUCACCUAUGUGACCUUUGACUUUCACGAGCACUGUCGGGGGAUGAAGUUCGAGAAUGUGCAAACUCUGACGGAUGCCAUCAGUGACCUCAUUAUGGACAUGAAAUGGUGCUGGGUGGAUCAGGCCGGCGUCAUCUGUAAGCAGGACGGGAUCUUCAGAGUGAACUGCAUGGACUGUCUGGACAGGACCAAUGUGGUGCAGGCUGCCAUUGCCCGAGUGGUCAUGGAGCAGCAGCUUAAAAAACUUGGCGUGAUGCCACCGGAACAGCCACUGCCAAUGAAAUGCUAUAGAGUGUACCAGUUGAUGUGGGCAAACAACGGUGAUGCCAUCAGUAGGCAGUAUGCAGGGACAGCAGCGUUAAAGGGAGACUUCACACGAACUGGUGAAAGAAAACUGGCCGGGGUGAUGAAAGAUGGCGUAAACUCUGCAAAUCGCUACUACAUUAACCGUUUCAGAGAUGCCUACCGACAGGCGGUGAUUGACAUAAUGCAGGGUGUCCCGGUGACUGAAGAUCUUUAUUCCAUUUUCACAAAAGAGAAGGAGCACGAAGCUUUACACCAGCAGCGGCAGAGGGACCACCAGGAGCUGGUCAGCCAGCUGCUCCAGAACUACAUGCAGAUGCUGCUGCCGGACGACGAGAAGUUUCAUGGAGGAUGGGCUCUCGUAGAUUGUGACCCCAGUCUUAUUGAUGCCACUCACAGAGAUGUCGACGUCCUGCUGCUGCUCUCCAACUGCGCCUAUUAUGUGGCCUACUAUGACGAUGAGGUCGAUAAAGUGAACCAGUACCAGCGCCUGAGUCUGGAAGAUCUGGACAAGAUUGAGAUAGGUCCUGAACCCACAUUUUUUGGAAAACCCAAGUUCUCUUGUAUGCGUCUGCAUUACAAGUACAAGGGCAAUGGCGGUUACUUCCACACACUGCGUGCGGUGACUCGAAGCCCCGACGAGGAUGGGAAAGAUACCCUCUUGUGUAUAGCAGAGAUGAUGCGGAUUACAAAACAAGCCCUUUGGUCAGACGUCCCCGUCCUCGAGAAGAAGCUGGAGAGAAAAAACAGCAAACCUCAUGAGGAAAUAAUGGGCAUACGUUCUAGAGGACCUCGGCUGGGCAUCAACGGGGCGGGCCUCGCUCAGAGCAAGAACUUCCUGAUGAGUAAAUUCUCCUCUCUCAACCAGAAGGUCAAACAAACCAAUAUUGGAAGUUUACGCAAGUUAGGAACCUUCAACAAGGCAGAAGUCAAAGGUUUCCUGCAGCCCAAUCUGCAGGUCAGUCUGUGGAAGUCGGAUAGCAGCCUGGAAAAUCCCACCAGUGAUGUCAAAGGUCACAUGGAAUCCGAUUUGGACCUUUCUUCAGACAGUGAUUCCUACCAUUCCGACGAUUACAUUCCCAAGUCUGAUGAUUACGGGCAAGGUACAGGCUCUCUGGAGACCAUUGGUCAAGUGGACUAUGUCCUCCCCAGUUGUGGGAUCAUUGCCUCUGUCCCUCUCCUGAGGAGCCGCUCCCAGUCCGUCAGCAGUGCUGAGAUCAAUCUUCACAUUCCUACUGAAAUCCAGGUCACCCAAUGUGAGGCCACCCCAAAAGAGAAGGUCCUCAUAGAUUUUGGUACCCCCAUUGAGGCUUACUGCCACCAAUUUGUUCAAGAUGCACAGACCAAAGCCUGCCUUCAAAAGAGUGAUGAGAGCAAGGAGAAGGUGGACCAUUUCAUGCUGAGCAAUAAUUCUGGGUGUCUCUCGCCCACCGUGAAGGAACCUGAUCUGCGGCCUUCUCCGCUCAAUGUGUCCGUCAGCGACCCUGUCCCUCACAUGUUAUCUGUAGACCCCGCUCCUGCGUCUCUGUCUGGCCGAUCAAGUCCCGGCUCUGCAGCCUCUCCAGCCGACGGCAGCAGUAGUCGAGCAGUGUCUCCGUUCGCCAAGAUCCGUAGUUCAGUCGUCCAGGUGGCAAAUAUAACUCACGCAGGACUGGCUCAAGGAAUUAACUUUGCUGUGGCAAAAGUACAAAAGUCUCCAGAUCCCGAGGCCGUUGUCUCCCAGAAAAAUGAUUUUAAAGAAAUGUUCACCCAGUGUCAAACGCGCAUUAUCCAGAUCUGAGUGAGCAGCAGGUCCGCAUCUGGGCGAGUGUCCUCCCUCCCGUGCAUUGUGCAGGAAUGUUUACAGGUUUUAAUGUUGUUGUGGUUUUUGGUUUUUUUAAGAUCUCUAUUUUUCCAGGCAGAGUUUGGGGUGUUUGUCAGUGGAGUCCUCUUACUUGACAUGGACAUUGUUUUCAGGUCUUUUAGUUAUUUAUUUAUCUCUUACGUAUGGACACAUUUUAAUUUGCACAGUCUUCCCUUCUUUUUGCCUUAAGUAUUAUAGUCCUAUAAGAAAACCCUUCCGCGUGGAUCCCUGGUACUCGGAGGGAGACUUUACACUGGAACGACCCCUGCAAUACAAUGGCGACUCCUGUUAGCCCCCCGUGUAUAGACGUGCGUACUUUGUGAUGUGCUCUGUGCCUCCGUCAUGUAUUUAUUCCCCCUCCAGGACCUCGUCUCUUCUCUGUUUGUAGUGUUUUAAAAGGAAAAUAUUAAGGAAAGGGACUUAUUUUAAUAAAUAAAAAAGUAAAAAGACUCCAGUCUGUGUGUGC
Molecule: messenger RNA, 3957 nt
Organism: Bufo bufo (common toad)
Lineage: Eukaryota; Metazoa; Chordata; Amphibia; Anura; Bufonidae
Gene: INPP5F
Product: inositol polyphosphate-5-phosphatase F
Exons: 20
Coding region: 141-3428 (1095 amino acids)
Biological process (GO): regulation of endocytic recycling; phosphatidylinositol dephosphorylation
Cellular component (GO): early endosome; clathrin-coated endocytic vesicle
Molecular function (GO): phosphatidylinositol-4-phosphate phosphatase activity
Source: RefSeq, a predicted model, not a curated record